AUCUCAAAGGCUCCGUGGUGGCGGCGUUUAUCCCUAAUGUGCCCAGACUCCCUCCUCGCCAACAGGUGGAACCGGUGUGUGGGAUGAAUUUGCAUAGUCUGGACUACAAAACGAGCCCAGAGAUUUCAGAGGAUCCUCAUUUUAAUUUCACCGGCAGGGCGGCCAACUCCGACCGGAGCUUUGACCAGAGGCCUUUUUAUUUAUUUAUUUUGGGGCGAAACUUUAACACAGAGGAGUUUCCUGUGUUGUUCGUGGGCCAAUCGGGGCGCGGGGAAGCAGGUCAGGUAGAAGGAGAGGACCUCAAAGAGAGCGACAACCGGGCAGAGCAUAAACGCACACGGGGAGCCGCGGCUUCCAGCGGGCUGUCGGAGCUAUGGAGGCGGGCUUUGAGUCGUCGGUUCCCCGCAGAGCUGCGUGACAUCUUUCCACCAUGA
This is a messenger RNA of Menidia menidia (Atlantic silverside), 434 nucleotides long. The record is from the annotation of a GenBank genome assembly. NCBI's taxonomy places the organism in Eukaryota, Metazoa, Chordata, Actinopteri, Atheriniformes, Atherinopsidae.